Messenger RNA from Podarcis muralis (Common wall lizard), 4096 nucleotides. NCBI's taxonomy places the organism in Eukaryota, Metazoa, Chordata, Lepidosauria, Squamata, Lacertidae. The record is from RefSeq and is a predicted model, not a curated record.
GAGAGGAAGCUGCUCUUCUCUCCCUCCUCUGCUCAGGAACAUCCUGGCUCCGAGUGGGCCACCACGCCGGCGCCGUCUGCAGCGCCGCUUUCUCCUCCGAGGGAGCCUGCAGGCGGGAGGCAGAGAGGCAGCCGCCGGGGCGCGCUGCGCUUCCUCCUCUCGGCGCCCGACCGGAGUGGGAACUGACGCGCCCCAGCCUUUGUCGAGCGGGAUAGGCGGGAGGAGGGGGGGUGCGAGGAGGCUCUUGCGGGAACAAUCCCGGCCACUGAAUAGAAAAUGGAGGAGACUUUUCAGAAGGAAAGUCCUGAACAGGUGAAACUGCAUAAGGCAGCAGCAGAAAUAUCCCCGUGGAGUUGUUGCCAAGUAGAUGAUGAUUCUGAAAAUCAACAGGGGCCAGAAACACAAGCGAACAAGUGCUCUGAAUCAGAAAGACAGAAGUGUUUCCCUUCCCAAGGACACUCCAAGGAAGCAAGAAAGCUGCCUGUUCAACAAAGAAAUCGGAUGUCAAAGAAACAGCACCCUUGCCCCGACUGUGGGAAAGUCUUCAACAGGACCUCGGCCCUCAACGCACAUCAGAGAGUCCACACGGGUGAGAAGCCCUACAAAUGUGCAGAGUGUGGGAAGAGCUUCAGUAAGAGUUCGCACCUCAUUGCUCAUCAGAGAAUCCACACAGGCGAAAGGCCGUACACCUGUAUGACUUGUGGGAAAAGCUUCAACCACUCCUCACAUGUCAUUACCCACCAGAGAACCCACACAGGGGAGAAACUCUAUAAAUGCCUUGAGUGUGGGAAAAACUUCCGGUACAGCUCCGAUCUCAUCAGGCACCAGAUUGAGCACGCGGGAGAAAAACCUUACCAGUGCUCCGACUGUGGGAAGUGCUUCAACCGGAGCUCAAACCUCCUCAUUCACCAGAGAAUACACACGGGCGAGAAACCCUACAAGUGCCUUGAGUGCGGGAGGAGCUUCAGCUACAGCUCCGUCCUCAUCAAGCACCAAAAAGUACACACCUCCGAGAAGCCUUAUAAAUGUCCUGACUGUGGGGAAGGUUUUCACGUGAACGCAAGUCUCCUCACACACCAGAGGGUUCACACAGGAGAGAAACACUACUCAUGCUCGCAGUGUGGGAAAAGUUUCCGAUGGAUCUCGCACCUUACCAGGCAUCAGAAGAUCCACACAGCAGCGAAACCUCAGAGGGCACUUGCUCGUCGAUCCCGGGGAAGUCGCUGCUCUUUUUCCACCCCAGCUCCGAUCAGCUGGUUUGGGAGGACGGACGAACUUCCUGGAGUAUCAUCAACAGAGUGGCCGCCAUCGCUGCGGCUGCAGGGAGCGGAGAACCGCCAGGCCGAGCCCGCUUCCUCGCCGGACCGGAGUGAAGACUGCCCUCAGAGAACGCGCCGGGCUUGGCGAACGCUGCCAGCUGGAAACUGCUCAGGCGAUGGGAUGGCGGCUGAGCUGAAGGAACAGAGAUGCGUGAAGGAAGAGCCCGGAACGACGGCGGUGCUGGCGGGCGGCUCGGAAGAGACGGUCUACCACAGCUGCAAGCGGGAGAGAGAGAACAGGGGCCGAUACUUGCCAGAGAAGCGAGAGAGAGCUGAGAAAAGCCGAGAAGAAGCUGCUCUGCCACACAAGGAGCAGGGCUUCGGGAAUCUUGACCAAAUAGUGAUCCAGCAGCUGAUCCACAUUGGAGGAGGCGGGAGGAGGCGCAGCAAGCAGGGGGAGAACUUCCGCCAGGCCUCGGGCCUCGGCAAGGCUUCAGUCGUCCGCCUGGGAGAGAAGCCGUACCUGUGCAUCGUCUGCGAGAAAACCUUCCGCAACCACUCGGGCCUCAUGGUCCACCAGCGGAUUCACACGGGGGAAAAACCCUACAAAUGCCCCGACUGCGAGAAGAGCUUCAAUCAGCGCUCGCACCUGACCUCCCACCGCGGCACCCACACCGGAGAGAAGCCCUUCAAGUGCUUUGCCUGCGGGAAGAGCUUCAGCUACAACUCGGGCCUGGUGAUCCACCAGCGCAUCCACACGGGGGAGAAGCCGUACCAGUGCCCCGGGUGCGAGAAGAGCUUCAGCCAGAAAUCCCACCUGCUGUCGCACCAGAGGACCCACGUCGGGGAAAAGUCCUUCAAGUGCCUGGACUGCGGGAAGAGCUUCAGCUACAACUCGGGCCUGGUCAUUCACCAGCGCAUCCACACCGGGGAGAAGCCGUACAAAUGCUCAGACUGCGGGAAGAGCUUCAACCAGCGCUCGCACCUCGUUUCGCACCGAGGCGUCCACACGGGGCGCAAGCCCUACUCGUGCCGGGAUUGCGGGAAGAGCUUCAGCUUCAACUCGGGCCUCGUCAUACACCAGCGGCUGCACACGGGGGAGAAGCCUUAUGAGUGCUCCAACUGCGGGAAGAGUUUCAACCAGAAAUCGCACCUUAUUUCACACCAGAGAGUCCACACCGGGCAAAAGCUCUGACUAGCUGGCGGCAGAUACCAUAUGUUUCCGUGCAUAACACAACACGCCCCCUAUUUUGGGGGACUACAUUUUAAGAAAAUGGGGGGAGAUGGCCCAGAGUUGUUGAGCUUUUUUGGGGGGGGGGAAUGCAGAAAAUCACUCACCCGACUCAAAAAUGCUGAGAAUCGCACACGUCGCCAAAGCUAACAAGCGUCUGCCCGCCCGCCCGCCACCAGCAGCCAGCAAUCGCCCGCCCAAUGGCACAGCAGAAACCCAUCUGAAACACCCCUUGCCGCAGCCACCAAUCACCCACCCAACUGACGCAGCAACAGCCAAUCCGAAGCAGCCCUUGCCGCAGACACGAAUCACCCAGCCAAUCACCAGUGACAAGCUGCUGCUCGCAGUUGAAACACAUUGUUCAUCCCUCCUCUGCACUAUCUGUGUAUAAGACAAAGUCCAAUUUUUAACAUUCUUUUUGAGUAAAAACUCUUGUCUUAUACACGGAAAAGUACAGUAUGCCUUCUAUUUAGCUGUGGUUCCUGCACAGUGGUUGGACUAGAUAGUGUUUCCAGCUCUGCAAUUCUAUUGACAGGGCUAUAAUUCACCUCUAAAAAGGAUCUAGAACAGGGUUUCCCAAACUUUUGUCUCUAGCAGUUUUUGGACUACAGUUCCCAUCAUCUCUGACUCCUGGCCCUGCUAGCUGGGGAUGAUGGGAGUUGUAGUCCAAAAACAGCUGGAGACCCGCAUUUGGGAAACCCUGAUCUAGAACACUGGUCUCUAAGCGGCAGCUUGCAGGUAAUGACGCACCGCCAGUAUUCCUUAAAGUGUGUGCCGCGUGGCAGUGGCAUGGUUUUAUUAUAAUUUUGAAGGUGAAUUUAUACAGGUGUGUAUAAACUGCACAUUCGAUGAGAGCUGCCUUUCUUUUUGCUACAGAUCAACAGCAGUGCACUGAGAAGGAGGACUGAAGGAGAGAGAGAGAAAUCUAGGCAUUCAACAAGAAGAUAGUUACUGCUGAAACCCAGUAUUAAAAAUCCAACAUUAAUCUCUCCCCCCCCCUUUUCUGAGGUGGAAAAACCCUUAGACUUAAAGCUAAAGGAUUUAUUGAUCAACUGCUAUAGGAAAGUAUUUAAAACCACCUGUUAAACAUUUUAUAUUGGCCUGUCAGGGUAUGCUUCUUAGUUGGUGUGGAGUCUGCAGCCUGUUUCAGAAAUUUGCAUCAGUGUAGGGAGGAGAGUGAAUCUUACUUGCUGGCUCUGUUUUCCGUGCCUGAAAAAGGGAUCCUACCUGUGUACAGCUGUGUGUGAGCAGAUCCCCUUUUCAGAUGCUACACUGAAUGCAGGGCUGAUGGGCCAGUAAAGUGUGCAAUGUCACAAAGGCACAUUCCCCCUCUCUCUUUUCCUGUUCAGCCUGCAAGCGGAGGCAACUUUGGGAAGAGGGCUUCUUAAGUGAAAAAAAUAGAGUCAGAUGUGAUGUUGGAUCCUCUAGAUUGGAUUACUGCAAUGUACUCUGCAUGGGGCUGCCUUAUGGGGCUGGCCGCAGCAGCCAAGCUUGUGACUUGGGGCCCUGUUUCUUUAGAGCAGCCUUUCUCAACCUGUGGCUCCCAGAUGUUGUUGAACUACAACUCCCAUCGUCCCUAGCUAGCAAGGCCGGAGCUCAGGGAUGA